AAAAGUCAGAAGAAACAGCUUGUGACCUUAAGCGGUUUCUCCCCUUGAGAGUUGAUGCUUCUGCCUCUACAGUCCCACAGAGCCUUCAAGGGGAUUAUAUCAGACCAUGGGUGCUAAAGUCUUGGGAAACCAUAUAGCCCUGCCUACAUGUGACCUGACCCGUCCCAGCCCUCUGCACCAGCUCACUAGGCUCUGCCGAGGCUAACGUAGCCUAGUGGCUGAAGUCAUCUCUACCCCUGGAAGGACACCCCUAGAACACCCUACCCCGAAAGACAAUCUCCUUUGGUAAUCCAGAACGCUCCUGCAAUGCAGCUCUGAACAGCAGGGGGCAGUCUGGAGCCUGAAAGGUGCCUGUUCAGGUGGGAGCCACAGCCAGGUUUCUCCCGCUGACUAUCCCGAUGACUCACCCCGCACAUCCCAGCCCUUUUACCUUUAAGGAAGAGCCGGAAAGGGUGUGGGGAGAAGAGGAGGAGGCAGGGCCCAAGGCCCAGGCCCGCCCAGGCCCCUCCCAACCCUUCUCCAGGCCUUGUCACCCCAGCCAAAAGGCAGACGGAGAGCAAGAGCCCCACAGAAUCCAGCAUUGGUCUCACGGCAGCCAGUUCGCCCGCCUGUCUGUCCUCGGAGUCAUGGAGAGAGCCAGUCUGAUCCAGAAGGCCAAGUUGGCCGAGCAGGCCGAACGCUAUGAGGACAUGGCAGCCUUCAUGAAGGGUGCCGUGGAGAAGGGUGAGGAACUCUCCUGCGAGGAGCGGAAUCUGCUCUCCGUGGCCUAUAAGAAUGUGGUGGGCGGCCAGAGAGCGGCCUGGAGAGUCCUGUCCAGCAUCGAGCAGAAAAGCAACGAGGAGGGGUCGGAGGAGAAGGGCCCCGAGGUGAAAGAGUACCGAGAGAAGGUAGAGACGGAGCUCCGCGGGGUGUGCGACACCGUGCUGGGCCUGCUGGACUCCCACCUCAUCAAAGAGGCCGGAGAGGCAGAAAGCCGCGUCUUCUACUUGAAGAUGAAGGGUGACUACUACCGCUAUCUGGCCGAGGUGGCCACUGGCGAUGACAAGAAGCGCAUCAUUGAUUCUGCCCGCUCAGCCUACCAAGAGGCCAUGGACAUCAGCAAGAAGGAGAUGCCGCCCACCAACCCCAUACGCCUGGGCCUGGCCCUGAACUUUUCUGUCUUCCACUACGAGAUAGCCAACAGCCCCGAGGAGGCCAUCUCACUGGCCAAGACCACCUUCGACGAGGCCAUGGCCGACCUGCACACCCUCAAUGAGGACUCUUACAAGGACAGCACCCUCAUCAUGCAACUGCUGCGAGAUAACCUGACGCUGUGGACAGCCGACAAUGCUGGGGAAGAGGGUGGAGAAGCUCCGGAGGAGCCCCAGAGCUGAAGCCGUCUGUUCCCUCCCUGCCCUGCCUUGCUCUCCAGUCCCCAGUCAGCAGAGAGGACUAAUACGGAGUGGGACCCGGCCCUUUCCCACCCCCUGAAUGUUCUGCCACACCCUGAAAGCCUCCUUGGAAGGGGUGCAGCCAGGCUGAGGUCACCAGGGGCUAGGGAUCCCUCACUUCAUGCAGCUAUCUGGUGGGUGUUCCUAGCCCUGCCCACCCCCUGCUCUCUGCACCCCGACUUCCUUA
Messenger RNA from Microtus ochrogaster (prairie vole), 1617 nucleotides. RefSeq names its product stratifin (gene Sfn). The record is from RefSeq and is a predicted model, not a curated record. The transcript has a single exon. Bases 399 to 1373 code for a protein of 324 amino acids. NCBI's taxonomy places the organism in Eukaryota, Metazoa, Chordata, Mammalia, Rodentia, Cricetidae.